AUGGCCGGUUACUCUGAGGAGGGCCUGGGUUCAAGCCUUGGUUGGGUGGAUGCCGUUGUCAGAGGAGAGAUGACAGAGGAGGCCAGUGAUGAUGGCGAUGUGGUGGUUAACUUAUCCUCAUCCUCCGACCACAUUGCUGCCAGGAAGUCAGACUGGGAGAUGUCUGCGUCUUAUAAGGCCCUCCGGAAGAGCUUUGCCGCGCCGUCGAAAGCCGGCUACAACGGCUCUUUUCCGGCCUUCCGUGGCUGCUUGGUUCGCUUCCCCCGACCAUGCAGGCCUUUCUCCGGAACACACCACACCUUCUCCAAGCCACUACUGCAUCGCUGCCCGACCCGCUGGAUGUGGUUUUGCCCGACCCGUCGGAGUCGUCUGCGGGGAGGAAACGCUGAUCACGCCGCCGGCGCGUCACCCCACAGACGGACUUUGGGACUUCUGAAUCGCUGGCUGUGGGUCACUUUUGACUGCCAUGAGUUGCUUCACCUGUUCCCUACCAGCAUGUCCAGCGAUUUAGCUGAAAACAUUGGAAGAGCCGUUUUGUCGGCCAUCCAACGAUUCAGCGGUAGUGCACCCUCAACCUCACAAACGCCGCAGCACUUGGAAUCCAGCAAUGCACCUGGACCAAGUACACCUGCCGUCUCCACUGGGAUACCGUACCGCUCGGAUGGUUACCAAGGAAGGCUUCAGAUUUCCAAAGAGGAAUUGCAAAAUGUUCUUUCCCUGAAAACAUCUUUUACUGAAGCUGCAUCUAUCCCACUCUGUAUAAGUUACUGCAAGACUAUAAUAUCUCAGUGUCAAAAUUCAAUGUAAUCAGUGACCAUGAGUUAGAUCAGAUCAGUUUCUUCAGUGCUCCAGCAAUAAUCGAGCUGAGACUGCGAAAGCUCUCUUUACUGCAGCUGUUGGACAAUUUGGCAGACCCCUGCAUAUCAGGACUGAUCAUGGAGGAGAGAAUGCUCAGAUUUGGGAGGACAUGCGAGCAAGCAGGGGUGAAAGCUCUGUCUUAAUGGGAAGUUCUGUGCACAACCAGAGGAUUGAGCGUUUCAACCGAGACUUAAACAAUAACUGUAGCCGCAUUUAUGCACCUAUAUUUUAUGAAUUGGAAUCACUUGGUAUCCUAGAUGUGGCAGGAUGAAUGUUAUUCCUUGGUUUAACCCACUUUCAGCCUGGCGCAUUAGGGGGCGCUAGUAUAAAUAGUGGCCAUUUGAGUGUCCCUGGAUCGCUUACCUGUGAGCUCCUUUUUGGUCACCUGACUUCCCUUUGGUGUUGCCGAGAUUAUUUGCGGGUUACACUUCUGAAGCCUCCAUCGCGGCUGGUAGGUGUUUACUCAUUGUAGUGUGUACAUUACCUUACUUGGUGGUAAACGGCUAUUGUUUGUAGGUCGUAGCUGUAGAAGCCUCCGUUGAGCCAUUCUGCUCAUGUUUUAUGACGCGGCUUACUCGGAAGUGUGGGCCUUAGUUUUACGCCACGCUACGCGAACUGAAGUGCUGCUGUUUUGUUUUGCUUUACUUUUACUGUCUGUUCCGGCUGCGAGGUUUCUUUCCUACUGCUGCCAGCCUUUAAAGUGGACGUCUGCGUGGACAACGGCCAUAUGCAUGCCACGGGAGUCAGCUGGCGUGCAUAUUGAUUGACUGACUGGAAGAUUAACUUAUAGUCGGGCAGACGGCCAGUUGGAGUACUACGGCGAUUCCGUCUGCUCCAUAUUUUAAAGUUUUAUUUAGGCUGUAUGUUUGUUCUUUUUGUUGUUGUUUUGAUUUGUAGUUUGGGUUUUUGUUACACCACUGGUAGGAGGCCCUUUUUCUAGCUGCGGAUCACCAGUGUGUUCCUGCAGUUGGGUUAUCCCCAGCGUGUGAAUAUUAGUUUUGUUGUAAUAUAUUAAAUUUUCUUUGUUUCUUUUAUUCACAUGCGGAGUGCUGACGUGGAGGAGACUAGGGUGCCUUGGUGGUGGGAUCCUCUGAGUGUACACACCUGCCUUUUCUUAGUUUAUUAGCGUGAGUGUGUGAUAGUUUGCUGCACUUGUGUCUUGGUGUGUUUUCUUUUCUGUUUUUUUGAGUUUGUGCGUGGCAUCCCUGCCCCUCCACUGGUAAGCCUCGGCUCUGGAUACCUUUUUUUUUUUUUUUUUUUUUUUACGCCUAUUUAUACACUGAUAUUUAGGACUGUGCUUUUAUGUUGUUUUAAUUAAUAAAUUGUUAACUUAUUUUAUCAUUGAACCUCGUCUCUGUACGGAGUAUAACAAACCUAACUGCCUUUUUGGUGAUUAGUGUUACCUCCAGUAUUCUCUGGGUGAAAUUCCCAGGGUGGCGUUGUCUUGUAAACUGUGAAGCGCAUUUACUUUAUUUCCACCUCGUGCUGCCACAUAGACUUAGAAAAUGCAACAGACCUAUUUUGCCUUCAUUAUGUGUUUCUACCACGAAUCAACCACACUUUGAAGGAAUUCAAAGCUGGAUAUAACAAUCACUCUGUUUCCACUGAAGGUAAUAGAACUCCCAUCCAGCUUUUUGCCUGCGGAACUCAUGUGUUUCAUCGUCACAACCCAGAACUUUCUACAGCAGAGGUCUCCAUACCCUCCUUGUCAAACUCUCAAAGUAGGUUUGUCCCAUUAAAUGACAGCGAUUUGCAAGAGCUAUAUACAAGCAUUCACCCUUUUGAAGAAGACAACAAUAAUGGUAAAACAUUGUUUCAACGAACACAGCAGUAUAUUUUUAACAAACUUGUAAAUGUGUGACCUCAACCACAGGAUACCAGUGAUGUUCCAAAGAGUGAUGACACUUAGUAUUCUUAAAUGCUGUACAGCAAAUGUGUUUUUUGUACUACUGCAGAAGCCCCCUCCCCUCUAGCAGUGAUACCUCCUGCCGCAUAAGGACUCAAAGUUAAUGACUGAUAGUGACUCAUAGGCUAUUCAGAAGGCUACAACUACAUUUGGUUUAUGGGUAAAAACAGUUAUUCAAAUUGCAGUAAAGCCAUCAAAUUCACACUUAACAGUGUAAUACAAUAGUAUUAGUAUAACAGUGAAAAUUAUCAACAUGGAACAGUCAGUCUUUAAAUCAAUUCACAAGAUUAUCUACAGUAUUGUGCUAAUCAUUUUAAAGUUGCAAUAGUCUUAAUAAAUGUUGCUGUUAGAUGUCCAAGUAAUCCUGGCUUGUUCUACAAAGCAUGUUUAGUAUACUCUGUGCAUAAACUGUUUUGAAAUGUCCUUGUUUAAAAAAAGAAAAAGCUUAAUAAAAUUAUUAAUUGUAUUACACCAGUGACUUUAUUGAUUUGUUGUUGAAAAUACAGAGUUAGCAUUUUCAUAAAUCUAUUGAAGCUUUGAAAAUUAUUACAUUUCAACAUUAAAUGCAGUCAGAAUUUAUUUCAACUAUCUUGUAUGAAGCAAAGUUACUUGAAACUACAAUUAAUGAACAGGAUUAGAGUUAACAAACCCACCAUUUUAAUUUCACUUUUUUGGAACAUGUUUAGAUGGUGCUGAAUAAAGCUCCAUUCAUGAGUGCUACUAAGAAGCAGUAAUGAAAAGCAUCAUCAUCAGCCAUUGAUGUUUCAUUCACAAAAAGCAGAAGCUCAUUUGCACAUGUGUGUGCAAUCGGGAGAUGUUUGCUUUCAUCGUGAAUGAAUGUUAUUUUAGGAGCUGGUUGAAAACCUAUGGCUGCUGCUCCCGGUGGCAAAAGCCAAGAUGUGACUAGGCCUCAAAAGCCUUCACAAAUGCCUCUUCAUCCUUGGUAAGAGUCCUUUCUCCAAGUGCGUCUCUCAGCU
This is a messenger RNA of Oreochromis niloticus (Nile tilapia), 3741 nucleotides long. RefSeq lists its product as uncharacterized. Lineage: Eukaryota; Metazoa; Chordata; Actinopteri; Cichliformes; Cichlidae. The transcript is spliced from 7 exons. The record is from RefSeq and is a predicted model, not a curated record. The coding region runs from base 1 to 807 and encodes 268 amino acids.